GGGUGUGUGGUGGUGGGGGGGAAAUGCAAGCAAGAUAGAGCCUGCAUUAGUUAGUUGAUCAUUUGCUGACUUGUAACAUGAUUUUAGGAGCAAGCAGCCAGUGAGGGACACAGCAAGACACUCGUAUUUCUUUGUAACUCUCUCACACAUUGUAUGGCUUUGUGAGAGAAAUUUGCUGAGCUCAUCACCCUCCUACACAGCAACAUGCUGACUGUCGCUGUGUGGGUGCUGGCCCUGCUGGGCCCGGUGCAAGGCUGCAGCCUGUCACCGCCAGCUGACGACAACGCCGAACUGGACAUCCCAUGCGGCCUUUGCUUUUACGGGCAGACACUUGCUUGGCGCGAGGGCUCUGCGCUGAGCCCUCGGUGUCACAAGACGCCCGGCGGCCACGACUUCGCCACCCUGCACGGACCCGACUGUGACACGGCCGUCGCCUUGGCCUUGCGUCUCGGCCCCGAUUGGACCCAGGGACAAGUGGGAGAGGAGGCAAUAAACGAAGACGGAGUCCAAAGUUUCAUUCCAGCGCUUCUCCGAGGAAGCGACCGCACACCACCCUCGAUAGACGACCCCAUCCAACGCUGGGAUUGGAUUGUCUCCACAGUGGUCCGCUCUGACGUCGCCUCGCAGUGCAGCGCUCUUAGCGGGGAGCUCUACGUCCUAACCGGGGUCGAGGGCUGUGCGGCGGAGCCGCUGUGGUCGGCGGCAUGCUGCUCCGUCCCGGGCGGCCAGGGCAGCUUCGCGAUGGCCUUAAUUAGCCAGUCGCUCCAUGAGGAGGACAACGUGAAGCGAUUGAGCGUCGAGGAGCUGCAGGAGACGCUGGGAGUGCAGGAGCUGUUCUCCGGAGGCUGCGGGGAGGCAGAGGGUGGGUCAGCCGGGGUCACGUUGGAUCUUCAAGCCCAAGACCGCGCACCGGACAAGACUGAAGAUUUGGACUCCACUCAAGAUGCGACUCACUCGGAUGCAAGAGACUCGGGUGGAAGAGACUCGGAUGUGACGGAGAAAUCCGCAGUGGAGACGGAGAGCUCUGGUGGCAUUCAGGAGGCUGUUGAGACGCGUGAUGUUGAACGCGUCGCUGAACAGGACAAGGCAGAUGGCAAUUCCAGCAACAUUGUGGUCAGCAUCUUCUCCACCACGUUGUCUAUCCUCAAAGCUCCACUCAGGCCCAUCUUCUCCAGAAUCACACAAUUCCCCGGACAGGUGACAUACGUUCUCCGGAAGGACCUUGACGUCCUCACUGCCCUCCCAGGAGACUUCUUCUACCUCUUCUACCUCUUGACGUCGGACCUGCUGUCGUGGCUACGUUGGAUGGCUGAGACGCUGCUGGACUUCCUGAUGGACUGCAUCUACAAUCUCUACGACUGCGCCUACUCCAUGCUUGCCGCACUGCUGAACAGCUGCUACACGGGGGUCACCGGCGUGGGGACCCUGGCCGGCGACACGGUAGGGAUAUGCGGAAACGCCCUGGGCAAGACCUGGCGGGUAAGCAAGUUCUUCGGGGGGCGUCUUCUGAGACAGAGCGGGGACUACGCCGGGACGGUGGCCGUGGAGAUGGGGGAUCAGGCGCUAGCUGUUGGCGGGGGGACGGGCCGGCUGGCGUGGAGAAGCGUCGCCGGCGUGUUCAAUACAGUCGUCGUGGGGGGGAGCAUUGUUAUCGGGGUGGUGGAUGUGCUGUUUGGGGCCUUCACGGAAGGUUUUGGACGGGAGAGGGAAACCACACCGGUCCACACUGAUUUGUCAGAGACUAAGUAGGAAUAUUUUGGAGUGGGGUUGUUUUUCUUGUACUGGAAACGAUUCUUCUAAUCUAUUUAAAGGGGAUAUCUUGACAAAAAUGGAGUUUUUAACAGUUUUAUGGAAAAAUAAGUUGGCUCUCGAUUUCCUGGCCCACCCAUCAAGUCUAGAAAUUUAAUUUCUUUUAUCUGGCAACUUGUAAAAUGUGUCUGCAAGCAAGAUAUUCUGCACGUCCACAAACUUUGUCAGAAUAAUGUCGAGAAUUUACAUGAUAAGCACCUAGACUGCUUCUCGGCCCAAGACUUUGAAGCAAGGCUGGGUGAAGAUCCAAUGCCACUUUCAGGCAACAGCUUGGACAACUCUGAAAACCUAUUUGAAGAGAUUAAAACUCACAGUCAUUGCAAAUCACGUUGAAGUUCCCCAACUAGCGUGACACCCUUACAGUAUUACGUCAAAGCCAAAAGGUAAGCAAAGCUGCAUCGAGUUUUAUUGGAUGCUCAAAUUAGCAUUAGUUUCUACGAAGUGACCCACAUUUAAUCUCUGUGAAAUUGGUGCCAGUGGUUGGGGUAAUUUGUGUCUAGUGGGGUGCUGCUCUUGUUGCAUGGCUCGGUGCCCGCCCCGUGAGUGGUCAAGGUAACAAACCCACCUUUGCCCACUCACAUCAGACAAGGCCAACCCCUCAUAAGCAGCUGAUUUCCGCAACACAACAAAUAUGGCGUUAAGUGACACGCCACAGAUACGUUAAGACAUUCAGGAACUGUUUUAAAUUGUAGAUUGGGGGAAAAAAGUCAAAUAUGUCUCCUUUAAAUCACUGUUGACCAUUUAAAAUGUUUUUUUUUUGUUUGCAAAUGACCUCUGAUGUGUGGUAAAGGCAAGACCUGUUUGAUGACCCUGAAUGCGCCUUUGUUUUAAAAUCAUUGUAAUAAAGAUACAAUACAAUACAAUACAUGCUUGUACGUUUAAAUAAA
This is a messenger RNA of Hippocampus zosterae (dwarf seahorse), 2696 nucleotides long. RefSeq lists its product as uncharacterized. The record is from RefSeq and is a predicted model, not a curated record. NCBI's taxonomy places the organism in Eukaryota, Metazoa, Chordata, Actinopteri, Syngnathiformes, Syngnathidae. The coding region runs from base 205 to 1749 and encodes 514 amino acids. The transcript has 3 exons.